Salarias fasciatus (jewelled blenny) is the source of this 2091-nucleotide messenger RNA. It is a transcript of the gene napab, whose product is annotated as N-ethylmaleimide-sensitive factor attachment protein, alpha b. The record is from RefSeq and is a predicted model, not a curated record. Gene Ontology annotation, biological process: synaptic transmission, glutamatergic; intracellular protein transport; SNARE complex disassembly. Gene Ontology annotation, cellular component: terminal bouton; vacuolar membrane; synaptobrevin 2-SNAP-25-syntaxin-1a complex. NCBI's taxonomy places the organism in Eukaryota, Metazoa, Chordata, Actinopteri, Blenniiformes, Blenniidae. The transcript has 11 exons. The coding region runs from base 116 to 1003 and encodes 295 amino acids. Gene Ontology annotation, molecular function: soluble NSF attachment protein activity; syntaxin binding.
CGUCACGUGACGGGGGAGCUGCUGAUGUGACGGGUCCACAGUUGCUGCUAGCGCCUGUUAGCUACUUUGUUGACUUUCUUAUUUACUCCAAGCUUGUCCGAAAAGUGAAGCAAUAAUGGACAACAGCGGGAAAGAGAAGGAAGCCAUGGCUUUGAUGGCCGAGGCCGAUAAGAAAAUGAAGUCGUCACAGUCGUUUUUCGGAGCGCUGUUUGGGGGUUCCUCCAAGGUGGAGGAGGCUUGUGACAUCUACGUGAGGGCAGCCAACAUGUUUAAAAUGGCCAAAAACUGGUGUGCUGCAGGAAAUGCGUUCUCCCAAGCCGCUCACCUCCACCUGCAGAUGCAGAGCAAACACGAUGCGGCGACUAACUUCAUCGAUGCUGGAAACGCCUUCAAGAAAGCUGAUCCGCAAGAAGCGAUAAACUGUCUAAACAGAGCUAUUGAGAUCUACACCGAUAUGGGCCGUUUCACCAUCGCAGCCAAACAUCACAUCUCCAUCGCUGAAAUAUACGAGACAGAGCUGGUGGACGUCGACAAGGCCAUUGCUCAUUAUGAGCAAGCAGCGGAUUAUUACAAAGGAGAGGAAUCCACAAGUUCAGCAAACAAGUGCCUUCUUAAAGUCGCCACCUACGCAGCCCAGCUGGAGCAGUACCCGAAAGCUAUUGAGAUCUAUGAACAGGUGGGGACCCACGCAAUGGACAGCACGCUGCUGAAAUACAGUGCCAAGGAUCAUUUCUUCAAGGCAGCGCUGUGCCACUUCUGCGUAGACAUGCUGAAUGCCAAACUUGCUGUGCAGAAGUAUGAGGAGAUGUUCCCAGCGUUUUCAGACUCCAGAGAGUGCAAAUUGGUCAAGAAACUUCUCGAUGCGUAUGAAGAACAGAAUGUGGAUGCCUACACUGACGCGGUGAAGGAGUUUGACACCAUCUCUCGGUUGGACCAGUGGCUCACCACGAUGCUCCUCCGCAUCAAGAAAACCAUACAAGACGACGAAAGCGACCUGCGCUGAUUCGCCUCCGCGCUCGCAAACAUCUUGCAUCCUCCUCCUUUUUGCCUUGAGCCUCUCACUUCCAUCAUAGCGACCUUGAUUUUCCUGACUAUAAGCCCUCAUUUACCUCCUCAGAUUCUGUGUUCUCUGAUCUGCCGUCUUCAGUAUUUCUUUUCCUCCCCGUCGACACAGCCCUCCAUGUAGGAUGGUCUUUUUAGGAGUGAACACUACUUUCCUGAGUGCACGCCGCACACAGUUUCUUCUCUGUUGUUAAGAUCCAGCCUGAUUCUAAGAUAUUCAUCAAUAGGCUGCAGUCCUGAACAGUUAAACCAGCACAUCUGUUAUAUUUUCAUUAUUGGGAAAUGAGUGAGAAGAUGCAGAUUUACUAACACUUGUAAAAUAUAUUUUCCCCCAGAAUGUGCUUUAAAUUAAAGUAACCAAAAGGCCACUGUUGACUGAAGCACUCUUGUUUUGUUUUUUGUUGUUGUUGUUCCGAGUGCUUGAGCCGAUCGUAUCGUAUCAGGGCCCGGCUAUUUAAAACAGCACUUCAUCUCAGCUUCACAGAGGCCAAGAGUUUCAGUAUAUUUCAGCAAAAGCAUCCCCUCUCCUCUGCCUUAUACGCUGAGAAGUUCUCAGGAUGUCAGCAGCUGGAUUUGACGGCGAUUUGAAAGAUCGUGCUUUUAUAAGCAUCGGUGAUUAAUUUGUUUGUGUGACUUCCAUUUAAAGUGCUUUUAUUCCACGGAAAAGAUGAUGAAAGUUGCCCGUCAGCUUGGCACGGGUUGUGUGAGUGAGAAACCCCAAUCAGCAGGCUUGUUUUGUUUUGUUUUCCCGUUGUGUACGAGUGUCUCCUUUUCUUUUUGUUACUGUCUUGAGUUUGUGUUCUUAUGUCACAAAAUGCACAGGCUGUGAAGAAAAUCUAUUUUUGAAGCCUUGCAAACGAUGCAAUACAUGAAAGAAAGGAAUGAGCUUUACUGAUCUGAACACUGUGCUCACGUUACCCUCCUGAUGACUGUCAGUGGACAACAUUGGUCUUAAAUAAUUUGUGAUGUUUCCUGUAUAAAAAAGAAAAACCGUUUGAAUAAAGCAUCCUGGGCAUGGCCUCCACUUCC